This is a messenger RNA of Aegilops tauschii subsp. strangulata, 1783 nucleotides long. RefSeq lists its product as uncharacterized. Lineage: Eukaryota; Viridiplantae; Streptophyta; Magnoliopsida; Poales; Poaceae. The record is from RefSeq and is a predicted model, not a curated record.
CAACCCAACCCAAAUCCAAAUCCCCAACCCCGUCCGUCCAUCCGAGGGAAGCCGAACCCUAACCCCCAAAUCCCCAAUCUCGAUCCAUCGGCCGAACCCUAACCCUCACCCCCCAAAUCCACAAUCCCGGACGGCGACGAUGGCCGCCGGCAACCCCCGCUUCCCCGACUUCGCCAUCCUCGACGCCAUCGCCUACAUCAGCGAUCUCCGCGACGCAACCACCGCGUGGACCUUGACGACGGCGGGCCUCACCCUUCAGGUCUCCUUGGUGGUGGCCGCUCCGCCGCGCCUCUCCUACUUCUGCGUCUGCUGCGUCGGCCGCGACAAGACCACCUUCACGGACGCGCCAGAUGUCGUCUGCUCCGUGGGGGACCACGCCCUCAUCCGGGUUGGCUUCACCACCGGCGACUCGACGGAGCACUUCAUCUACCGGGCCAGGGGGCCCGAUGGACGGCCGUCGCUUGAUCUGCUCCCGGACUUCGAUGAUUAUACUGACGCAGAGAAUCUGCUGCUGCCCCUCGGUUUCGUCUCCCACCGCAAGCACUUGGUCAUAGCGGCCCUGAGCGACGGACCGACGGACCUGCAGUACUAUCUCCACACCCGCAGCACCGAGCCGCACUCCAGAUGGUCCAAGAAGCUGCUGCGGGUGGAGUUCCCCCGUGGAGCAGCCAGGAAAUCGGCUAUGAACGAUCCCGUAAAGGUGAUUGCACUUGGAGGUGGGCUGCUAGGUUGGGUCAAUCUCAUGGAGGGCAUCCUGAUUUGUGACGUGCUCGAUCCCGGGGUGACAGCGUUGCGCUUCGUCCCGAUGCCCAAGCUGCUGCCCAGCAACAAUGAACUCUACGACAAUGAAUCUCGCGCACGGGCGAUUCGUGACGUCACCUUCAGCCGUGGCUACAUCAGGUGCGUCGAGUUUGAGGAGCUGGUAGAACGCAGAGCCACAACUGGUUCGGUUGUUCCUGAUCCCUGGGACAUGGAUGAGCUCCAAGACUCGGAACCGGCCAUCGAUCCACCCCAGGAGGAGGAGGAAGAUGUUAUCGUUGGUUGGAGGCUCAUCACAUGGUAUAGGACAUUGACUUGGAACUGUUGGCGCAAGGGGAACACAGUCCAUUCCGAUGAGCUCGGCACUGUCUCCUUGCCUCAGAUUGGAGGUGGUGGUGCGUGUGCUCUAAAAGUGCCACUCAAGGACCUGAAAACAGCUGCUCCUACUCUGCGUGGCGACGGCGAUGUUGUUUACCUCGCGACCGAACUGCAUGAGCAGGGUGAAACUGCAUGGAUUGUCGCUGUUGACACUAAGAGGAAGUUAGUGGGAGAGCUUAUGCCAUGUUCUUCUGAGAGGUUGUAUCUUUACGAUCCGACCUACAUUCCGUAUGUGCUGACGGAAUAUCUGGUUGAGAAAUCAGAUAAAGCUCAGGUAGGUAAGCGAAAUGCUUGUCAUGCCCCUGCACCAAACACCAACAGGUCGAAGAAGCAGCGGCAGCAACUUCUACAGGCAGGACUUGAAGGGCAGCCAUCUGUACCGCAGCUCCUGCAGCCCCCAUCAGUGAUGAUACCAGUCAGCUCUGCACAGUAUGCCUGUAUCUGAAGUCUGAAGUGUUGACGAUAUGAUUCGUAUGUGUGGGACAUGAUUGUGGUUUAAAAUGACUUGGUACUUAUUCUAUGGUUUUUAACUGUAUCGUACUAAUUGUAUUGUAUGGUGUCUAUUAAGGCGUUUAUGUGGACAUUAUCGUUGUUUAAAACUGUAUCCUUAUCUAUUCUGUGGUGUUUGGUACCGAUUCAUAUGAUA